Monopterus albus (swamp eel) is the source of this 3689-nucleotide messenger RNA. RefSeq names its product empty spiracles homeobox 1 (gene emx1). The record is from RefSeq and is a predicted model, not a curated record. Gene Ontology annotation, cellular component: nucleus. Lineage: Eukaryota; Metazoa; Chordata; Actinopteri; Synbranchiformes; Synbranchidae. Gene Ontology annotation, molecular function: RNA polymerase II cis-regulatory region sequence-specific DNA binding; DNA-binding transcription factor activity, RNA polymerase II-specific. Gene Ontology annotation, biological process: regulation of transcription by RNA polymerase II; brain development; neuron differentiation. The transcript is spliced from 3 exons. The coding region runs from base 2204 to 2905 and encodes 233 amino acids.
UCAGACAUAUUAAACCAUCCAACAUAUCAGAUCUACGGAUUUCGUUGUUUGAAGACUGAGGCACUAACUUUCUUCGGAGGAAAAUCAACAGCAGGUUAGACAGCCCCGCUUUGAUUUGGCCAUGCAGAGCAUUUCAUCAUCUAUUAACCAGCAGCGAUCAGGGUCAGUGCGUAAAGGCGCACACGGUUUCAUCAUUAAACUCGAGCGGCUCGGUCAGCUCCAGCUUGAUGGCUGUUUAUUUUACUUUAAUCUGACAUCUUCCUGCGUUCCUCUCCUAAUCACAACUAUAGGGUCGCUCAGUCUUUUAACCUAAACAUGGAUUUAAUGAAGAGGUUUAUAUCCUGAACAUUCAACAGGCAAUGACGGCAUUUCGACAAUAAAAUGGGCUUAAACAAGCAUUUUAAUAAGAUUACAAUGGUUUAAUGGCCUAUACUCAACUCAGCAGUAGCUCUCAUGAAACAGGGGGAGAAUAUUUCAGGGAAACAGUUUUAAGCAAAAAGGUGUUUAGAGCCACCCAGGAAAUAAUUCUAGAUAUUUAGCUGUUCAGACAAUCCUUACAAUUAAACUGGACGAGAAGAACUGUUUUUGGACACUGACCCGUUCCCAGAACCUUUUGUCUUUAGGAGCCUUUAGCUCUAAACGCCUAAUCAACAACUUGUUUUACCUCAUCAUUUCCAUCGGUAAUGAUUUUCUAAUGCAACCUCUAGUCAAACGAGCAUAUUAAGAGGACACUGAUUAACUUGGUUAGUGCACCAUGGCAGCCGAGCGUCGAGGGAGAAGGCAGCAAUUACAGGCUGCUUCUUAACUGCUGUUUCAUGGAGGACAAACGGCGUCAUUCUCUCUAAAGUGAACAUGAGCCAAGUCGCUUUCUGGAUGCCAGAGGAACGAUCUGACUUAUUUAGUCCAUUUCCCAAGAUGUCUUGUAAUUAAAGCUUGAAACAAACGAAACCGCCUUAAAAAGAGGAAAAUAUCUCCCAUAGCUGAAUGUUUGGCCCCGUGCGUGGCAAUAAGAACAAGGCAAUUACCUGAUUAAAUGACAUGUGAGAUAAACAAGCUGUAAUCCACCAGUAAAAAAACUCUUUUUUCACUGGGGGAUUUUGUCAGCACUUAGAUCAUUGUAGGUGUAAGUGAACGUAUAUUAAAACACAUGAUUAUUAUUAUUAUUAUUACUAUUAGGAUGUUAUUUCUAGUACAGGAUGGAAAUAUCAGGAUGGAAAAGGGGGAAACUGCUAAAAAGUAAUGUCCAUAUUUAUUCCUUUUGGUCGAUCACAUUUUGGACCGGGAGGGAAAUAAAUUAAUAGAAUUUUGAAAUAAAACAAUUUAGGUUGGUGGAGAAAAAGAAACUUGAUUCCAGUUUUAUCAAGAUGAAUCUGACUCAGCGGAAACGAUUACUACAAAAGGCUAAAGUAAAUUAUUAAUAAUAUUAAUAAUAAAAGAGUUGGCUGUGAAAUAUACAUCUAGGUUGAAGUCAAACUAAAUUAUUUGACUACACGCACCUCCUCCUGUUUUGCAGUUCAAGCUUAUUUCAGGGUAAAACCGUGAUAAUUGUACAUGUGCUUAGUGGUUGGCACAGUAAAAAGUUUCAUCUUUGGACGCUCAAGGUGAAAAGAGGCCUGCAUGUUACUGGAACCCAUGAAAAAUCCCACUUGUAUCCGCAGACAAUUUCUUGAACUUUUUUGGACAUACGAGCUGCAGAUAUUGACACUACACAAAAACGACUGGACCUGCUGGAAGCGAGUGGAUCUCUCUCCCCCACGGGCAGAAUGUUUCCCCUUUAGAAACCCAGAUAUUAAGGGUGGACAUGACGCACAAUGACCCAUUAAUUGGAGCCCACGUUUUCUCAGCGUGUCUCUGUAACCAAGCUGCUCGGUCUCGUGUGAUCUAUGAAGCAGGUACUUGAGGAGACCCAUUGGCAGGUGCUGUGGUCCAAUCAGCUCAUUCCCUUCACAGCGUCAACACAAGGAGAGUUGGAGGCACUUAACUUAGUGCGCACUUGUGCACAGAAACCCCGAGUGCGCACAGACUCCAUGGAUCAAAGCAAUUUGCAGCACUGUUGAGUUUUGUAGCUGUAUCUCCGCUGGACAGGCACACCCUCAGUCUUUGAUCACCAUGCAUCUCUGAGCAGGAGGAUACCUUUUCCAACAAGAGGACGGUCAAAGACUGAACACUUUCUUUUGGUAUUGGUUGCUGUUGCUAUCAAGAGAUGAUGUUUUCGUCUGCAGGCAAGCGCUGCUUCACGAUAGAGUCUCUGGUUGCCAAAGAGAACCCUCUCACAGCCGACGAUCCCAUCUGUCCCACGGCUCUGAGUUACUCCAACCCGACCACAGACGCCUUAAUGAACGGUUACCAGGCUCCGCCGGCCAGGUCCCUCUACCAGAGCCCCGAGCUGGUGUUCCCAGAGACGGUAAGCCACCCGUCCCUCACCGUGGCUCCUCACCAGCUCGGAGGCCCCCACCUACAGCAUCCGCACUUCUUCGGGACGCAACACCGAGACCCGCUCAACUUCUACCCCUGGGUCCUACGGAACAGGUUCUUUGGACACAGAUUUCAAGGUAACGACGUCUCCCAGGACAGCCUGCUCCUCCACGGUCCUUUCGCCAGGAAGCCCAAACGCAUCCGGACGGCCUUCUCGCCCUCCCAGCUGCUCCGCCUGGAACGAGCCUUCGAGAAGAACCACUACGUCGUCGGAGCCGAGAGGAAGCAGCUGGCGAACAGCCUGAGUUUAUCUGAAACACAGGUGAAAGUGUGGUUCCAGAACAGGCGAACCAAGUACAAGCGACAGAAGCUGGAAGAGGAGGGACCAGAGAGCCAGCAGAAGAAGAAGGGAAGCCACCACAUCAACAGAUGGCGCAUCGCAACCAAGCAGGCCAGUUCCGAGGACAUCGACGUGACCUCAGAGGACUAAACCCGCAGUAUGCCCCCUUCUGACUCAGAGUACCAACUCUAUUUAUUAUGUAAUAUUAUUAAGUAUAAUUCGACACAUUAGAGGAAGACUAAGUACGUGAUCGCCACACAUCUCUUCAUUGUGGUGCUAUACUCGGAAACACUGGAAAAAAUAAUUUAAAGACAUCCAUUGUGAAGGAGAGCUCCUUCAACCUGAAGAUCUUUGGUGCGUGACAACCAAAGAGGAACAGAAACAACGUCAACCUCUGUCAUAGUGCUUUGUUUUUGUUUUAACUGUACAUAGGCCACUUGUAAGGAUUGUUUUUGAAAAAAGCUAUUUGUUUCAUUAAAGCUCCUUUUCCCACCUGGUUAGGUCAUUAUCACCUCAUUCCUCACCCCACUCACCCUGCCACCUGGCACCAUGUUCUUUUAUAUGUCUCCUCAUUGCAGUUGUACACUUGUGAUCCAACCACUGAGCGGGAGAGCAGGCUGGUGACUGGCUGCCAGAAAAACAAACCAUGUGUCAAAGAAGAAGCUUGUCCCUGUAUGAUUUUAACGUUCAUGACUCAAGAAGCAUUCCAGUGCUCUGCUAUGCUAUGCUUCCUAAUGAAGAUUCCCCACAUAAGGCUAAUUCAUGGCCAGCUGUGCACGACUCUUGGACAGAUGAGAAGCUGCAGAGAGCUCUGGUGUUAGGGGCGAGUUGUGCCACAUAAAGAAACUGAGUUGACAACUUGGUGCCUCUUCUGCCAUGCUACCUUUAUCACUGUGGGGUGAGGGGUGACCUCCAUUUGUGAAAUGUCUGCAGA